Messenger RNA from Penaeus vannamei (Pacific white shrimp), 744 nucleotides. Its product is annotated as histone H1-delta. Gene Ontology annotation, biological process: chromosome condensation; negative regulation of DNA recombination; nucleosome assembly. Gene Ontology annotation, cellular component: nucleus; nucleosome. The record is from RefSeq and is a predicted model, not a curated record. Gene Ontology annotation, molecular function: nucleosomal DNA binding; structural constituent of chromatin; double-stranded DNA binding. Lineage: Eukaryota; Metazoa; Arthropoda; Malacostraca; Decapoda; Penaeidae.
CAUUCUCUCUCUCGCCUUAGUCUGUUCGAGCACACGAAACACCACAUCUUCCUUCCACAAUGGCCGAAAGAGAUGUUAAGAGAGCAGGAGGGUCGCCUGCUGCAGCCGGCCGCCCGAAGUACAGCGAGAUGGUCGCCGCUGCCAUCGGGGCCUUGAAGGAGCGCAGCGGUUCCUCCCGUCAGGCGAUCCUCAAAUACAUCCUCGCUUUCUACGGCGUCGGGGACGAGAAGAGAGCUGGUCUUCACGUUAAGCUGGCGUUGAGGAAGGGCGUCACCAGUGGCUCUCUGGUGCAGCUGAAAGGCACCGGGGCUUCUGGCUCUUUCAAGCUUGCCAAGGUGGAAGCGGCGCCGAAGAAACCCAUUGCUAACAUAGCAAGAACCAAAACAGCGGCGACGAAGAAGCCAGCCUCAGAGAAAUCGGCCGCGAAAAAGACUACGAAGCAAAUACUUGCGAAAAAGAACUCUGUCAAGAAGGCCACCGCCAAAAAAGACGUCAAGCGGAAACCGACCACCAAAAAGGAAUCACUAAAGAAAGCCACGAAGGAAAAGGUUUCGGCAAACAAAUCCACCAACAAGAAACCUACGUUGAAGAAAAAUGCGAUCAAGCAGCCAACCGCUAAGAAGAUAGUCAAGAAGUCUGUAAGUAAGAAAACGGAGAAGAAAUCCACAAAUAAGAAGGUUGUCAAAAAAUAACCCUGGCUAGGAACACCUUAUUUACAGAUGCCAAAUAAAUUAUAUUCAGCAA